AUGGUUGCAGCGGUGGCUCGUACUGCUUCCAUGCUCGAGACUGACUUGAAGGGACUCCUGGGCUCGGCAACCUUGGACGCCCUCAUCUUGAACGCGGGCUGCCUCAACCUUGAGAAAUCCUCGACGAAGCAAGGUCUGGAGAUGACCAUGGGAGUUUGCCAUUUCGGCCACUUCCUUUUCACCGCGCUUGUCUGGCCUUGCCUCUCCGCUGAUGCACGGAUCGUACCAGUGUCCAGCGUAGGGCACACCUGGACCAAAACCGGAAUCGAUUUCGAGGACAUCAACUGGGACAAGCGCAACUAUGACGCCUACGAGGUCUACUUCCAAGCCAAGCUUGCGAACGUUUACUUCACCAAGGAACUUGGGCGACGAUCAGAAGCUGCAGGUCUAAAAAUCACAGCCACGACGCUGUCCCCUGGUUUCGGGAGGAGUGGGCUCUACCGUGACUUCACUGGCUGCAUGGACUGCGUUGCAGGCUGGGUAUCCGAAGAGAAUGACAAGCUUUCCAUCAAUACCAUGAGGGCUGCGACCGACAUGACCUUGAAGAAUGGAGAUUACUUGGUGCCGAAACGCAUGGGCUUCUACGGCCCACCGAUUGUGGUCCCAGCAUCUGAGUUGUCAGAAGACAAGACGAUUGCCACGAAGCUGUGGGCCAAAUCAGAGGAGAUUGUGGGACAAAAGUUUCAGAUUGGCUGA
This is a messenger RNA of Symbiodinium necroappetens, 696 nucleotides long. The record is from the annotation of a GenBank genome assembly. Lineage: Eukaryota; Dinophyceae; Suessiales; Symbiodiniaceae.